UCCGGCAGAAGGCGAAGACCAGAGAGCCAGAGUUUGAACCGAGAACAGACGGGCAACCGCAGCUCCCUCCUGUCCCUUUGGCAACCUGUUGUCGUCUCGGAAACUUUUCGCCAGGUAAUGGGCCACUAACGACACCUUUUCGAGGCUCUACUCAGCGACUUCAAAGCGAGCAGUCGAAAUCGCCGCCGCCACCCUCUCGUCAGAGCGCCAUCAUCGUUUUCAGCAUCAGCCAUGGGGAAACAGAACAGCAAGCUGCGUCCCGACGUCAUGCAGGACCUGAUGGACAACACCGACUUCACCGAGCACGAGAUCACCGAGUGGUACAAGGGCUUCCUGCGGGACUGCCCCAGUGGCGCCCUCUCCAUGGAGGAGUUCAAGAAGAUCUACGCCAACUUCUUCCCGUACGGCGACGCCUCCAAGUUUGCCGAGCACGUCUUCCGCACGUUCGACGCCAACGGGGACGGCACCAUCGAUUUCCGGGAGUUCAUCAUCGCCCUGAGCGUGACCUCGCGCGGCCGCCUGGACCAGAAGUUGAAGUGGGCGUUCAGCAUGUACGACCUGGACGGCAACGGCUACAUCAGCAAGGCCGAGAUGCUGGAGAUUGUCACGGCCAUUUACAAGAUGGUUUCCUCGGUGAUGAAGAUGCCCGAGGAUGAGUCGACGCCUGAGAAACGCACAGAUAAGAUCUUCAGGCAGAUGGACACAAAUCGAGAUGGUAAAUUGUCUCUGGAGGAGUUUGUGGAGGGGGCCAAGAACGACCCCUCCAUUGUUCGGCUGCUGCAGUGCGACCCGGGCAGCGUCGGCCAGUAGACAACCAGAACUCUUUAUUUUUUUUUCUCCCAUCUUCUUUGUUUUUUUCCACUGAAGUUUAGUUUAUCAUUCAAAAAAAUGUCAGAAAAGCUUCUCCCAGCAGUCGACCAGCACUUGAAGGACAACUCGAAGGACGUGCUGCGCAGAUGGCGGCGCUCACACGGUACAAAUGCAGGACCUCGGAGGGGGGGAAAAAAACCCCAACUGAUUCCAACAGACAGUCCAGACAUAUUUUAAUGAAGUAUGUUGGCUCCCCCUGCGGAAAUGCACUGAAUCCAUGCUAGCUCAUCCUUCCACAGACUGGAGCAUCUGGGAAAUGUAGGUUUUAAUGUUUUUAACGCACAUCUCGGAGGAAUGUUACGUCAACCCGAGCGCAGUUAAGUUCAAAAUGCAUUUUUAUUCGGUUCGUUUGGUGUCUUUUAGCGGGAAAUGGCACCGGGAAAGUGACAGACUAUGUCAUUGGAUUAUUUUGGCGUUUUGAUCAAAGGUUCCAUGUCUACGUCCGAGAUGAAAUAGGAAUAUGACAAAGCGAGGAGCUAAUGCUAACAAAUAAUAUGUGCGGUCGACCAUUUCAACAGGAUUGCGUCUGGAACUCGGGUGUUAACAUCACCCCAAACAUGAAUUUGAAAAUGACUAGCAAAAGGCUAGCAGGAAGGACAUAUUUGCCGUUUUUCAUCAUUUUCGUUAUUUGUCACGUUCGUAUAUAAUUUCCUGGUAAAAUAAAUAAAUAUCGAACACAUAUAUUUAAUUAAUUUAAUAUGAAUGAUUUUGGGCAUAAGUGUGUAUGGAUUUGUAUAGGAAGGGGAAUAUUUUUGACAACAUCCUCCUUGUUUUAAUGUGAUUUUAAGCACACAUGAAUUUCAAAUAGGUAAAUACACACACUGAAUACAUCUGCAACAAACACAAAAAGAUGUUUUAAAAAUGUAUAGUAUUCUUUUACGACGGAUGAGAUUCACUUUAAAAUUUGGAUGUGUAAAUGAUUGCAUUGUGAUGUUUUGUUUUACUUGAAAGAAGAAACGACGUUUUACAGUAUAUUCACUCGUAUUUAUGAUAGACGUGUCGAAGAGGAGAGGACCACAAGCAUUGCUGUGCAUUGACAACUUUCAAGUGUAAGUUUCCCACAAUUUUUCCUAAUUGUGUUUUGAUUUUUGCACCAAAUUUCAAACCAAACAGACGUCAAUGACGUGUUGCAUUCACUGACCCUUGUUCAUAGUCUGGUGUAAAAACACAGGACAAACCAUUUGUUUGUUGUUCCUGCAGUUGGGGGAAUGUAACUCUGGGGAAGAAGAUGUGUUUUAAAAAUACAGCAGUGAUAAUUACGGUGCCUGAUCAGGUACCUGAACCCCGCACAGCAUCUUGUGGUCAAGUGCCAAAUGUAGAAGAAAAAUUGAAAUCAUACACAGUAUUGUAUCAUUUAUACUGUACAGUUGUCGAACAAAGAAAAGAGGUUUAAAAAAACGGCUGUCACUAUCUUUUUUUUGUAGAUUUUUGUAUUGUAAACUCGCAUCAUGUGUUCUGUGUAGAAUGUCCAUUUUGUUAUUUAAAUAAAGACAAAAUGGCGAAA
This is a messenger RNA of Dunckerocampus dactyliophorus (ringed pipefish), 2374 nucleotides long. RefSeq names its product neurocalcin delta b (gene ncaldb). The transcript has 4 exons. Gene Ontology annotation, molecular function: tubulin binding; actin binding; calcium ion binding. NCBI's taxonomy places the organism in Eukaryota, Metazoa, Chordata, Actinopteri, Syngnathiformes, Syngnathidae. The record is from RefSeq and is a predicted model, not a curated record. Gene Ontology annotation, biological process: calcium-mediated signaling. The coding region runs from base 232 to 810 and encodes 192 amino acids. Gene Ontology annotation, cellular component: cytosol.